Molecule: messenger RNA, 2236 nt
Organism: Scatophagus argus
Lineage: Eukaryota; Metazoa; Chordata; Actinopteri; Scatophagidae
Product: olfactory receptor 13C7-like
Biological process (GO): G protein-coupled receptor signaling pathway
Cellular component (GO): membrane
Molecular function (GO): olfactory receptor activity
Source: RefSeq, a predicted model, not a curated record
UGUACAUCAUAUUGACAUAAAUGGCAGAACUUUCAUUUCGUGAUGAUUUUUUGUUGUAAUUGUUUGUAAUUGCAGUGGGAUUUUAUUUUGAAAGGUGCUAUAACUAAUGUUCUGAAUGAAUAAUUCAGCUAUCAUUUAAACUACUUUUAGAUUUCAAAGACAAACAUGCAUUUUGCUGUGUUUUUUGCUGUUUUUCAAUCUCCAGAUGGCAAAAAAUUAUUUUUAAUAUGAUCAAUUAUGCAUAUUAAAAAUAGUUUCCACCUCCAUUUCAAAUUUUUUGCAUUGAAUGGAUAACAGACCUUUUAGCUGCCACUGCAAAUCAGUUGGAGAAGCCCAAUGUUCCAUUGUUAGUGUGGAUUACUAUAUAUAUCCAGUUAUCUUCAAAACAGUGUUGUUUUUGUAUAUCUAGUUUUAAAUACCAUUUAUAAAAUUCUCUGUCUCAUUAAAAUUUUGCUCUAUCUCAGGCUUAAAUUAACCCUCUGCACUAUGGAGAACCACAAUUUAAGUACAGAUAUUCUGCUCCUGGAGGGGUUAAAGGUCAACCCCCAGUCCUCCAUUCUCACCUUCAUCCUCCUGCUCCUCAUCUACAUCUUCAUCAUGGUGUCCAACAUCAGCCUUGUAGUCCUGAUCACCAGGGAGAGGAGUCUCCACCAGCCUAUGUAUCUGCUCUUCUGCAACAUGAGUAUUAAUGAUGUUUUUGGGGCCACAGCCAUCAUUCCUCGGUUGCUGAGUGACAUUUUUAUUCCCAGCAGUGAGCGGUACAUCCACUACAUAGAUUGUGUUAUUCAGGCUUGUUGUGCUCACCUUCAUGCAAGUGCCUCUCACACUGUGCUUAUGAUCAUGGCCUUUGACCACCACGUGGCCAUCUGCAACCCCCUGCAUUAUGCCACCAUCAUGACCAACCAGAUGGUAGUAACGUCUGCCUGGAUGGUCUCCUUGGUGAUGGUGCUGAUCCUCGUGGGGCUCAGCAUCCGCUUGUCACGCUGCAGGUGGAUUAUAUUCAACCCAUUCUGUGACAACGCCUCCUUGUUCAAGCUGUCCUGUGAAAGUGUCCUCAUUAAUAACAUCUAUGGCCUCGGCUACAGGGUGGUCCUGCUGGGUUCCUCCAUUGGUAGCAUUAUUCUUACCUACCUGAAAAUUGCUGCUGUGUGUGUGCUCAGCAAGAACAAGGUGGUGAACAGCCGGGCGCUACAGACCUGCACCACCCAUCUGGCCGUGUACAUCAUCCUGGUUGUGUCAGGAUCCAUCAUUGUCAUCCUCCAUCGCUUCCCUCACUUAUCAGAUCACAGGAAGUUGGCAUCCAUCUUGUUAAUGGAGAACCAAACGAUCGAUAUGGACGUUCUACAGCUGGAGGGAUUAAAGCUUGGCCCAAGGUUCACCAUUCCAGCAUUUUUCCUCCUUUUCAUCAUCUACAUCUUCAUUUUGGUGUCCAACAUUGGCCUGGUGGUUUUGAUUUUCACAAAGAGGAGCCUCCAUGAGCCCAUGUAUCUGCUCUUAUGCAACAUGAGUAUUAAUGAUGUUUUCGGGUCUACGUCCAUUAUUCCUCGCAUGCUGGGUGACAUUUUAAUUCCAAGCAAUGACCGGUACAUUCAUUACAAUGACUGUGUAGUUCAGGCCUUCUGUGCUCACGCUCACGGAGGCACUUCACACACUGUACUCGUAGUCAUGGCCUUUGAUCGAUACGUGGCCAUCUGCAACCCUCUCCGAUACACCACCAUCAUGACCAACAGGAUGGUGGUGAAGCUCUCAGUGGGCGCCUGGGGGGUAGCUUUCCUUAUGGUUGGUAUCCUUUUGAGACUCAGCACCCGCCUGUCGCGCUGCAGAAGGGUUGUACUCAACCCGUACUGUGACAAUCCCUCCUUGUUCAAGCUAUCUUGUGAAAAUGUUGUUAUCAACCACAUUUACGGCCUCAUCAUCGCCAUGGGCACAAUGGCCGUGUCCCUGUGCAGCGUGAUUCUCACCUACAUGAGGAUCGCCAUGGUGUGUCUGACAACAAGAGCUAUGAGUAACAAAGCUUUUCAGACCUGUGCCACACACCUGGCUGUGUACAUCAUCCUGCUCUUGUCAGGUGGCAUCAUCAUCCUCCUCCAUCGUUUCCCUGGCUUAUCAGAUCACAGGAAGAUUGGAUCCAUCUUGUUCCAUAUUGUUCCUCCUUCCAUGAACGCUGUUAUCUACGGACUGCAAAUCAAAGCAGUCAGAGAAAAAAUUUUGAAUGUAUUCAGCAAAAAAAAAUAAC